This is a messenger RNA of Zingiber officinale, 885 nucleotides long. RefSeq lists its product as uncharacterized. The coding region runs from base 78 to 644 and encodes 188 amino acids. NCBI's taxonomy places the organism in Eukaryota, Viridiplantae, Streptophyta, Magnoliopsida, Zingiberales, Zingiberaceae. The transcript is spliced from 3 exons. The record is from RefSeq and is a predicted model, not a curated record.
CUCCCAUUGUGGACUUGGCAGGUGGGAAGGAGCUCCCUGCCAUAGUGUUGCAACGAAAAAGUUCAUAUGAAGAGGUUAUGGAUGCCCUAAACCCUUCUACAUUAUCAGCGGCAAGAGUCCGAAGUCUCCAACCAUCCAUGGCUUUAAUCUCCUCUCCUCGUUCCUUCCUCACUGGAAGCCUGCUCCCGCCUUUCCCCAACUACAAGAGGCUACACGGGACCCUUCUGGUGCCCUUCAGGUCUUCCAUCGGCGAUGGCGCAUCGAGUGGGGAAAACGAGGCGAAGUUGGCGAAAUUAGCGAUGGUCUCAUUAGCGGCUGGGAUGCUUGCGCUGGGUAGUGUGGAUCCGAUGGCAGCGAUGGCUGCGAAGUCUGGCGGCAGAGUUGGCGGCCAGGCCUUCCGAUCUGUCGCUCCUAGGGUUUCCGACCCUCGGAUUAACAACUCAAGGACAAAUAUCUAUGUCAACCCCCCAAUUGCACCACCAUUUUUUGGCGGGUAUGGCUAUGGUGCUCCAUUCUACGGUCGAUGGGGCUGGUCACCUUUCACAUUCUUUACGCCAGGGCCAGGCAUUGCAGUAGAUGUGGGUGGUGCCUUUGACAUCUUCGUUGCAUUUCUAGUGCUUGGUGCUGUAGCUGCUGCGAUUUGAAGAGUUUUUGGGAGGAAGGAUUAUGAAGACAGUGAGUAUUGAUGCCUUUGUCAAGUUGUGUAAGUAAAUGUACGCAAGAAAAAAUUGCUUUAAAGCUGAUAUAGUUUCGGUGAAUCUAAUUGUACUCAUUUAAGUAGAGCAACUUGUUGUAACAUAAACAACAAGCUCCUGUAAUAUUUACAUUACCAUGUACAGGUAAACUAUGACUAAGCAUUUAGAUAUUUCUGUAUUUCAUUUGUAA